UGUGCAUAUAUGUGCUCCGACGGUGUAGACGACCUUUUCGGGCCGUGUCUCUCGAAAUAGGAAAAAUAAAAAGGAAAGACGACGGCGGCGGCGACAGCGGAAGGAAGCGAGGAAAAUAGAGAAGUAGUGUGCAGUCACGAAACAGCACCAUGAGUUCAGGUAGACCAAUAAAAUGUGUCGUUGUUGGAGAUGGCACAGUUGGAAAAACCUGUAUGCUGAUCUCAUAUACAACUGACAGUUUUCCAGGAGAAUACGUACCUACAGUUUUUGAUAAUUAUUCAGCACCAAUGGUAGUAGAUGGAAUUCCAGUAAGUCUAGGACUGUGGGAUACAGCAGGUCAAGAAGAUUAUGAUAGACUCAGACCACUUUCAUAUCCACAAACAGAUGUAUUUCUCAUUUGUUUUUCUGUGACAAGUCCAUCAUCAUUUGAAAAUGUCACCAGCAAAUGGUACCCUGAAAUCAAACAUCAUUGUCCAGAUGCACCAAUGAUACUUGUGGGGACAAAAAUUGAUUUACGAGAUGAUCGUGAAACACUGACUGCAUUGGCCGAACAAGGACUUAGUGCCAUCAAACGAGAACAAGGCCAGAAGUUAGCUAAUAAGAUAAGGGCAGUAAAAUAUAUGGAAUGUUCUGCAUUGACACAACGUGGCUUGAAGCAGGUCUUCGAUGAAGCUGUUCGCGCAGUACUUCGACCUGAACCACAGAAACGCCGACAACGAAGGUGCGAUUUGUUGUAAACUCAAUGAUUUAAGGCUGAUAAACAGGUUAGGAAAAAGAACUAUCAAAAAGCCAGAUAAUUUUAACGAACAUUUACAAACUUUAAGUUAACUACAGAGGAGGGCACUAACUUUUGAAAACUAAUAACUUUCUAUUAAUUUUACUGUUAAAAUAAUAAUUUACAAUUAAAUCUUUACUACUUUAAUUAUUAGAAAUUUUUUAGUAAUAGGAUAUCGCUAAUGGUACCAAACACAUCAAAUUUGUCUAUGGCAAUCGAUCCACUAUACAAUAUUUUAAUGCUUUCAAAUUUUUUUACAAUUAUUAAUAAUUUAUUAUAGUAAACUCUUUAAAUAUGUCAAUAUUACAAUUUUCGUGCUCUGCGAAAAGUUCUCAGUUUUCACAUUAAAAAAUAAGGAUUUGUUCUUAUUUUUCUAUUUAUGAAACACAAGGUAGAAAUAAUAAAUUUUAUUUGAAAAUCAUGAUUGGUCAGUGCUCUGACUAUUACGCUUACUAAGGAAUUUUCUUAUAUUGCAACCAAUACUGCCAUAUAUGUUCAUACGUAAUAAAAUCUUAAAAAAUAUGCCAUAAACAAAACUUAAAUAAAAAGCUAACUUCUAGUUCUUCUGUAUUCUAAUUUUUGGAAAUCGAAGGUUUAAUGUUUUAUCGAUGAAACAAACCUAGAUAAUAUUUUAUCAGAUAAAUCUCUUAACACUAUUUUAAAUGUUUUAAGCACUGACGCAUUACUAAUUAAAAAAUAAUCCAAGUAUUACAUUAAAAAGAGAUGUUGAAAAUUAUUUUUUGUAUGAAGACAAAAGCAUUAAGUAUGAUAAAAUGUGAAAGUAAAAAAAUAAACAAAUUCGUUAUUUGAAUACAUUGUCAAUUGACAAUUGAUGGACGAUGUCACAUGGGUGUUAGUGUACAGUCCUUUACCUCAUUACAUUAAAAAUCACUUAUAAUCAAAAGGAAGAUGCAAAAAAUAUAUGUAUAUGAUCUAUUGUUACUGUUACAAUAAACAAAUAAGACAUCAAAUUCAGUCUUAAAAUUAAAUUAAAAUCUGGCAAAUUUGAAUAUUCAUAACUGUACUACUUAUUUUCUAAAUGAGAAAAAAAGUAAUUAUUUCCAAAAUAUAUAAAUGAAUGUUAAGCUUAAAUUACUUACUAAUGUCUAAAAAACACUAAAAAUACAGAAUAAUUUUAAGAAUGAAUUGUCCAUGUCAUAAAUCAAGUAGUCCAAUACAAAUUUUUAAUAUAAAGCAGGGAAUGACUAACCCAUAAAACCUUCAAAAUAAAUUUAAUACUGUAUCAAAAAUUAAAAAAAUCAAUCAGUAAUAUAUUUAACCGCGUAAUAUUAAAGAUAAUUAAAACCUAAUAAAAAUGGAAAAGAUUGAAUAGUAUAAUUUUUUGGAAAUGACUAGGAUGAUGCUGAACGAAUAUUCCUCAAUUUUGUAUUAAGGAGGUUUAUGAAAGAAAAAAGAAUUGGGUGAAAAGUGUGCCAUACGCUUUCCAAUCACGAAUAAUUACAAAAAAUGAAAUAACCAUUAGCGUGCUAUUAGCAUUACAUGUGCUAGUGCUACGUUAAUUUGAGUGUAUAAUUACGAAUAGGUUGUGGAAAAGCAUAGAAUUUCAAGCAGACAAACAAGAGGAAAAUUUGCGUCAAAUAAAAUAAUGUCUUGAUAACGAUAAAUAGAGUAACUAACGCUAGUUAGAUGUAUAUAAUGUAGUAUAGAAACCAAAAAGCAGAGAAACCCUUUAUAUAUUUGACAUCAAAAAUACCUAUUCAUUUAUAUUUUCAUUUAUAUCUGUGCGGCAUUUAACAAAGCUGUUUAGCUUUGCAUUAACUAUAUAAUUAAAGAAUAGCACAACUUAUAUAAAGCGACUGAUUUUUCUUGAAACUUUUUGAUACCUUUUACCCGAGAAAAGAAAAAAACUUUUUUAACAAUGAUGAAAAAAAUUGUAAAGCGAGCAGCUACUUAGUUUGUAAGCAUAGUUCUUAAGUAUUCAGCCAUUGGCUCCAAUUAAAUUGAUUAUCAUUAUAGGUUUAAUUUUUGCGACAUAUCUGUAACAGUUUGAAGUAAUUACAGCAAUUGUCGAUCAGCCUUUGUAAUUGAAAAAGUAAUUAUUGGCACAGUAUGUGAAAAUGCUAGAGUUAACUGAAAAAAAAUCACUUGUGCAAGAAAUUUGGAUUCCUCAUAAUUAUUGUUAUAAACGAGUAAAAAUAUCCAUAAAUAGCUAAGAAAUCUCGAAAAAUAACCCUAAUUAUCAUCAUGUAUUUAAUCGUUUAUGAUAGAGCAAAAAAAUUACUUAAUAUGGAGUUGCUGUAAACCAAAGUUCUUUUAUAAUCUUUAUUACGUUUAUUUUAUCCUUUGUAUAAUGCGCUGCCACAGAUUAUUCCAUGUAUAAAACUGUCGAUUGUAAGAUAAUCUAGUCACCAAAAAAAUCUAUUUCUGAUCAUUUUUUACACGUACUGGUUUUUGCGCAAACAAGACGAUUAUGUAAAAGAGAACGUCGGUGAUAUUCUAGAAAAGGUUGAUGAAGAUAAAUUGAUAUUCAAAUUUCAGUUUUAACGGCUAUAAACUCAUGUUUGUUAUAAAAAAGAGAACGUACAUUUUUUAAUGUGUCACAAAGUAACUCAAAUAACAAUCAGAGAAUACUCUAAUUUAUCGACGUUUUCUGUAAAUAAAAGAAAAUGAAUCGAAAAAUUAAUUACUUUUAAGUAUAAUAUCUGUAAAUUUCUAAGUCUAUUUAUUAAGACUAAUGAAAAAUUUUAAAUUCAACGAAACUAAUCGUAAGUUUACUUCGUCAUUGGCGGCCUAUAUUAUGACUUAUUGUGUGCAAACUAAAUUUUUAAUAAAAAAAAGUUUUUUUUCGGCUAAUUUUGAGUAUGUAUUAUAUGUCUUUAUAUUUUUAAGCGAUUGUCAAUAUCUGACUAUUUUUUUAUGACUUUAAUUGAGGCAUAUAACUCUGAAUUGAUAUUUCCAUUGUUUUUGGUAAAAUGAAGUGAAUAAGUUAAUAAUUUGUUCAACUAUUUAAUGCAUGUAAAUUCGAACAAUAUUUAUACUUAUAACAAAUGUAUGUAUAUUGCUUUGUAUGAUUUUUGAUACAAUGUAAACAAUUCAUUUCUAUGUCUAUUCACAAAAACAGAAAAAAUGUUUUACUUAAAAAAGAUUAAUUUUUUACGAUGAAACGACAGUGCGAUUAAUCGUGUUUGUGAAGUACAUGUUUAUUACAUAAAACUUAAGAAGCAUUUAUUUUUUAUUUCAAGUGUACUUUCGAAGAAAUUUCAUUUAAAUAAACACUGAACGGA
This is a messenger RNA of Phymastichus coffea, 4020 nucleotides long. RefSeq names its product ras-related C3 botulinum toxin substrate 1 (gene Mtl). The transcript has 4 exons. Bases 150 to 737 code for a protein of 195 amino acids. Gene Ontology annotation, biological process: small GTPase-mediated signal transduction. The record is from RefSeq and is a predicted model, not a curated record. Gene Ontology annotation, molecular function: GTP binding; GTPase activity. Lineage: Eukaryota; Metazoa; Arthropoda; Insecta; Hymenoptera; Eulophidae.